This is a messenger RNA of Meloidogyne enterolobii, 693 nucleotides long. The record is from the annotation of a GenBank genome assembly. NCBI's taxonomy places the organism in Eukaryota, Metazoa, Nematoda, Chromadorea, Rhabditida, Meloidogynidae.
AUGCGUCGCAGACGCAUUAGAAAUCAUCGAAACCAUUCAAGACAAAAUAAUCAAACAAUAAACCCUCAAAUUCACCAUCUUCAACCUCCACCGCCUUUCUUUAUCCAUCAUCCAACAAACUUCAACCAAAACCCUUUAACGCAAAAUAUUUCUGGCACCGGAGUUUUCCUUCGCGAUCGUUCAUUUAAUCGCCAAAACAAUUCUCAACGUAUUAAUCACCAAACUACAACAAUUCCGAUUCCAGCUCCAUUAAUGCCCAACCAACAUCAAAAUCCUUUAGCGCAAAAUACUUCUGGCACUGGUGCUUUCCUUCCCAAUCCUGAAUUAUACUCUUCAAUUAAUCAACAUAACCAUUCUCAACGUAUUUAUCACCAAUCCAACAUCAUUCCAAUUCCAGCUCCGGGUUCAUUAAUGACCAACCAUCACCUCGCAACAUUUCCAACUCUAGCUCCGGCUCCAUUAAUGUCCAACCACCACACAAAUCCUUCAUUCCACAACGUCCAUCAACUUCCUUCAAUUUAUCAACCAAAUUAUCCUCAAUUAAGAGCACAUUCUGGAAUUCGUUUUACUUCUCGAUUAAAUCCUUAUGCUAAAGAAUAUAUUCCCAUAAAAUACCAAAAUAUAUUCAACAACCCUCAUUUUAACCCUUAUCAACCGGAAACCUCAACUUUUCAUCGAAAUAUUGGUGAUUAA